CCUCGUUUUUUCUGUUCUCUCCGAGAUUCCAUUCCUCCGAAGCCAAAGAAGCUCAAAUGAUAAUCAUCACGUUUGCAUAGUUGUCUUGGGAUUUGUGCAAUUUGUUAAAUUAUUUAAUGAAUAUUACGACUUCAGAUUUAGGAAUGUCUAAAGAAGUCACUGCUACUCCAUCAGCUGCUUCUCUGGGGUAUGUGUUCUUGGAUGAUGAUCCUGGCAUCCUUGGAACUGUUAAAGCCUCAUCCAAUCGCACAAAUCCAUGGAUUGAACCUGAAAGGUUGAAACUCAGACACAGAAUUGGUCGGGGCCCCUUUGGUGAUGUCUGGCUAGCAACUCAUCAUCAGUCAACUGAAGAUUAUGACGAGUACCAUGAAGUUGCUGCUAAGAUGUUAUAUCCAAUCAGAGAGGAUCAUAUGAAGAUUGUAUUGGAGAAAUUUAACGAAUUAUAUAUUAAGUGCCAAGAAGUUGCUAGCGUUUGCUGGCUACAUGGAAUUUCUAUCUUAAAUGGAAGGAUAUGCAUCAUUAUGAAUUUGUAUGAGGGUUCAAUUGGUGAUAAGAUGGCUAGACUUAGAGAAGGAAGGAUUUCGUUGCAUGAUGUUUUGAGGUAUGGAAUCAAUCUGGCUCAAGGUAUUCUGGAACUUCACUCUAAAGGAGUCAUCAUUCUCAACCUUAAACCAUUUAACGUUCUUCUCAAUGAUAAUGAUCAAGCAAUUUUGGGAGAUGUUGGUAUUCCCAGUCUUUUGCUUGGCUCCUCAUUCUUAAACUUAGAUAUGGCUCAGAGGCUUGGAACUCCAAAUUACAUGGCUCCAGAGCAAUGGGAACCAGAGGUCAGAGGCCCUAUAUCCUUUGAAACGGAUUCAUGGGGAUUUGGGUGCACCAUUGUCGAAAUGUUGACUGGUAAUCAACCUUGGUACGGAUGUCCUGUUGGUGGGAUAUACCAAUCGGUGGUUGAAAAGCAUGAAAAACCCCAUAUUCCAAGUGGCCUUCCUUCCUCAGUUGAGAACAUCCUCAGUGGAUGUUUUGAGUAUGAUUUGAGGAAUCGCCCUUUAAUGGUAGAUAUUGUGAGCGUCUUUAAAAGCUCACUGAAUGAACUAGCCAAUGAUGGAGGAUGGAGAUAUCUAGGAAAUGUGAAAGUUGCUGCAAAAUCAGGUAGCACUGGCUACACAGAGUGGUUCCUCUCAAAGGAUCAUCUUCAGGUGGGUGACAAGGUCCGAUCUAGAAAGCCUCCCAAUUCAUGCAAACCCCAAAACAUGGAUGUCUCGGAAGGAACUGUUGUUGGUUUAGACCGAAAUGCGGAUCAUGGAUUUGUUCUUGUGAGGGUCCAUGGUAUUCAUGACCCUAUAAGAAUUCAUGUGUCAACCCUUGAACGAGUCACAUUUGGCCUGGCAGCUGGUGAUUGGGUACGCUUGAGGGAUGAAAAUGAGAAGCACUCACCAGUGGGCAUCCUACAUUCCAUCAACCGUGAUGGUAGAGUGGCUGUUGGUUUUAUUGGUCUGCAAACUCUUUGGAAUGGAAAUUCUUCAGAACUUGAAAUGGCAGAAUCUUACUGUGUGGGCCAGUUUGUUAGGCUGAAAGGCAAUGUUUUAAGUCCUCGAUUCGAAUGGCGUCGUAAAAGGGGAGGGUCCUGGGCUACUGGUAGGAUUUCAUGGAUCCUACCAAAUGGGUGUUUGGUUGUCAAGUUCCCAGGUAUGCUGACUUUGGGGAAUGAAUCGAGUACCUUCUUGGCUGAUCCCUCUGAGGUUGAAGUGGUUGAUUUUAAGACUUGUCCUGGGAUGAUAGAGAAGUAUCAACAUAUAGAGGAUCAUCAUUGGGCAGUUAGACCAGUUCUAAUUGCAUUCGGCCUAUUUACAGCUUUCAAACUAGGCAUGUUAGUUGGAAAAAAAGUGAGGAGGAACAAGAAGGUUAAUGCAAUAGAAAGCGAAAGCCAAUAUCUUGAUGGUCAAAAUGCCAGCAGCCCUACACGGAGAUCUUCUGUUGCUAUAAAUCCUGUCAACCCAACAUGGGUUCCUUCAGUUGCUAAUAUCCUUUUCAAAGAAGGUGUCAACACUUCCACUGGUCGGUAGUUUUAGAGUUUCCUAUCUCAAUAUAGUUGAAUAACUAACGCAUGUAGCUUCUUAGCAUCAACUAGUCUCUGGACUAGUGAAGCAAUUCCAUCAGCUGUUCUGCCAUACUAGUUUGAAGUUGAACAAACAUCAUUUGAAAGUGGUAAAUUUAUGUAAAAAAUGCCAUCACGGCUGACUCUGAAUGUAGAGAUUGUACAUAUGCUUCACAGGAUUAGCUCUUUACACACUUUGUUUCCACCAAUGCUUUGCAUAAGGAACACUACAAAAUUUUCAUGAUAUGCUUGUUGAAUUUGUAAACAGAAUGAAAGGGUAGGAGUGAAACCAAAUUUCCUUGGCGGAACCAAAUUCUUGUGACCACUAAAAUUUCAUAAUUUUGAGGUUUU
Messenger RNA from Gastrolobium bilobum, 2443 nucleotides. Its product is annotated as protein KINASE OF THE OUTER CHLOROPLAST MEMBRANE 1. The coding region runs from base 117 to 2060 and encodes 647 amino acids. Lineage: Eukaryota; Viridiplantae; Streptophyta; Magnoliopsida; Fabales; Fabaceae. The record is from RefSeq and is a predicted model, not a curated record. Gene Ontology annotation, biological process: protein phosphorylation. Gene Ontology annotation, molecular function: protein kinase activity; ATP binding. The transcript is spliced from 5 exons.